CCCCGCUCUAGAUGGGGUAAGCUGUAAACAUGUUUAGCUUUGAAGGGGAUUUCAAAACAAGGCCCAAGGUGUCUCUCGGAGGAGCGAGUAGGAAGGAAGAAAAGGCUUCUCUCCUGCAUCGUACUCAGGAAGAAAGGAGAAAACGAGAGGAAGAAAGGCGGAGGCUGAAAAAUGCAAUAAUAAUCCAGUCAUUUGUAAGAGGGUACAGAGACAGAAAACAUCAAUACUCUAUCCAAAGAAGUGAAUUUGAUCACUGUGCUGAUUUGGCCCAGUCUGGAGGAACCUUUUCCACUACUAAUGGAGCCAAUUUGACUCUUUUAGUUCGUCAGUUGCUCUUUUUCUAUAGACAGAAUGAGGAUUCUAAGCGUUUGGUAUGGAUGUGUCAGAAUUUAAUUAAACAGAGUUCUCAGUUUGUUAAGCAAUUGGAUGGUCCAGACAGACUUACUUGCUUAUUCCAAAUAAAAAGACUGUUGGGGCUGUGUUGCAGGCUAUUGCAAAAUUGCAAUGAUGACAGUCUGAAUGUUGCACUUCCUAUGAGAAUGCUUGAGGUAUUUUCAUCUGAGAAUACGUAUUUGCCUGUUUUACAAGAUGUCAGCUAUGUGACAUCAUUAAUUGAACAAAUUUUGCACUACAUGAUUCAAAAAGGCUACUACAAGUCGCUUUAUUUGUUAAUUAACAAUAAGCUUCCCUCGAGUAUUGAGUAUUCUGAUGUUUCUCGAGUCCCUAUUGCAAAAAUACUUCUGGAGAAUGUUCUGAAGCCAUUGCACUUUACAUAUAGCUCCUGUCCAGAAGGUGCAAGGCAGCAGAUUUUUGCAGCCUUCACAGAGGAGUUUCUGGCAGCACCUUUUACAGAUCAGAUAUUCCAUUUCAUCAUUCCAGCGCUUGCUGAUGUGCAGACCAUUUUCCCUUAUGAACUCUUUCUGAAUGCACUAUUAGUAGCAGAAAGUGGAUGUUCAAGAAGUGAUCAAGCCCCAUGGCUUUUUUACUUUGUGUUAACAGUUGGAGAGACAUAUUUGGGGUCCCUUUCAGAGGAAGGACUUCUUGUGUAUUUGAGGGUACUCCAAACUUUUCUCUCUCAGCUGCCUGUGUCUACUGCUGGUACAAAUUGUCAAGAUGCAAACAGUGAUUCUGAAGAUGAGGAUGAAGAGAUCAGUAAAAUGACAACUACACCAGGUGAUGGGAGAAUAUCAGUUCAGUACAUAACUGAGGAGUGUCUAAAGAAAUUAGAUACAAAGCAGCAGACAAAUACUCUACUGAAUAUGGUUUGGAGAGAUUCAGCUAGUGAAGAGGUCUUUACCCUGAUGGCAUCAAUCUGCCACACGCUAAUGGUACAACACCGAAUGAUGGUGCCAAAAGUCAGGCUUCUUUAUAGUUUAGCCUUUAAUGCCAGAUUCCUGAGACAUCUUUGGUAUUUGAUAUCUUCAAUGACUACACGAAUGAUUACAGGGUCUAUGGUGCCACUCCUUCAAGUGAUUUCAAGAGGCUCUCCAAUGUCUUUAGAAGAUUCCAGUCGAAUUAUCCCUCUCUUCUACCUUUUCAGUUCUUUGUUUAGUCAUUCACUUAUUUCUAUUCAUGAUAAUGAAUUCUUUGGUGAUCCAAUAGAAGUUGUAGGUCAAAGACAAUCAUCAAUGAUGCCUUUUACACUAGAAGAGCUUGUAAUAUUAUCACGCUGCCUUCGAGAUGCAUGUUUAGGAAUCAUAAAGUUGGCUUACCCAGAAACAAAACCAGAGGUUCGUGAGGAAUAUAUUGCAGCAUUUAGAAGUGUUGGAGUAACAAAAAAUACGGAAAUGCAGCAAUGUAUACAGACGGAACAAAAAAGGUGGAUUCAGUUAUUCAAGGUCAUCACAAACUUAGUGAAAAUGUUGAAAUCGAGAGAUACAAGGAGAAAUUUCUGCCCACCAAAUCACUGGCUCUCAGAACAAGAAAACAUUAAAGCGGAUAAGGUUACACAGCUGUAUGUGCCAUCUGCUAGACAUGUCUGGAGAGUCAGAAGAAUGGGAAGAAUAGGACCAUUGCAAUCUACUUUGGAUGUGGGUUUGGAACCAGCACCUCUUUCUGUAUCUGAAGAACGACAACUUGCAAUUCUGACAGAGCUACCUUUUGUAGUUCCUUUUGAAGAAAGAGUAAAGAUUUUUCAAAGACUGAUCUAUGCUGAUAAACAAGAAGUUCAAGGAGAUGGGCCCUUUUUGGAUGGAAUUAAUGUCACUAUCAGAAGAAAUUAUAUUUAUGAAGAUGCUUAUGAUAAACUUUCUCCUGAAAAUGAACCUGACCUAAAAAAGCGCAUUCGUGUUCACUUACUUAAUGCACAUGGUCUUGAUGAAGCUGGUAUUGAUGGUGGUGGAAUUUUCAGAGAAUUUCUGAAUGAACUACUUAAAUCAGGAUUUAACCCUAACCAGGGAUUUUUUAAGACCACCAAUGAGGGACUUCUUUACCCUAACCCUGCUGCACAGAUGCUCGUUGGAGACUCUUACGCUCGACAUUACUACUUUCUUGGAAGAAUGCUUGGAAAGGCUCUUUAUGAAAAUAUGCUGGUGGAGCUGCCAUUUGCUAGUUUUUUCCUCUCAAAAUUACUGGGGACAAGUGCUGAUGUUGACAUUCAUCAUUUAGCUUCAUUAGAUCCAGAAAUGUACAAAAACUUGCUUUUUCUCAAGAGCUAUGAAGGGGAUGUGGAAGAACUUGGACUAAACUUCACUGUGGUAAAUAAUGACCUUGGGGAAGCACAGGUGGUUGAGCUGAAGCCAGGUGGAAAAGAUAUUCCUGUUACCAGCGCUAACCGAAUCGCAUACAUCCAUCUGGUGGCAGACUACAGGUUAAACAAACAAAUUCGACAGCAUUGCCUUGCCUUCCGUCAGGGACUGGCCAAUGUUGUGAAUCUUGAAUGGCUUCGAAUGUUUGAUCAACAGGAAAUACAGGUUCUGAUUUCUGGUGCCCAGGUUCCUAUUAGUUUGGAUGACCUUAAAUCUUUCACAAACUAUUCAGGUGGUUACACAGCAGACCAUCCUGUAAUUAAAAUAUUCUGGAGAGUUGUAGAAAGCUUCACUGAUGAAGAGAAACGCAAACUACUCAAGUUUGUAACAAGCUGCUCUCGACCGCCUCUUCUGGGGUUUAAGGCUGCAGAGCGAUUUUGGAGUGGAAGAGUUGUUUCUAGUGCCACAUUCUGCAGGGAAGCACGGCCCUUUUCCCUUGACUUCCACCUAUCCCGUUAUACUGCAACUUCACGUUCUCUUCCCUCUUCAAUCCUUUUAUUUUCCUAUUUCUUUGUAAGCUGAUAUGGGUAUGCGGCACUGCCAUUGCAGCGUGUGAUCAUUUAAACCUCCCUUUGGUACAGUUGUUCUGUAACCCUCUGUGCAGUCUUAGCCUCUGCACAGUCCCUUCAGCUGCUGUAGCAAGUGCUGUGUGGUGCUGUUAGCUGGUGGAUAGGCAACGUAUCUUCAAUAUCUAUAACAUAUAGCUCAGUUACACUCCUUUUAUAGGCACCUAGGAGAGGAAUUGGCACUUUCAGUCGAUAAUUUGUCUGCUCCACGUGUCUACUUCAGGAUGAAAUGAAUCAUGUCUUAGGCUCCACAAAACGUACUUACUAGAUCCCCUUCAACAGAAAAGAGUGUCUGGUGUGACUAGAUUUGGAUAUGGAGACAAUGGAGAUGGCUGUUUAAACACAUGAAUCCUACCUAGGGUAUUCAUUGAUUGAUUUGUGUGAUCGAUUAUUUAAAAGCCUGCAAGCAUUUCUCUUGAACUCUCCAAGUCCAUGUGAGUAUCACUGUACCAUACUCUUAGCAACAAGCAGGAUUUUAUAGGACAGUGGGAAGGACAAUUAGAAAACUGUGGGGUGAGACCAAGCUAGAACAGUGCGCAUCAGUCAUGUAAUAAAGGGAGAAUUGGGAAACAAUUGUAUGGAAACAAAGUAAACAGAAGUCUCCAUUUGUUGUCAUCCUUUUUAAUUACAAGGGGAGAGGAAGAAAUGCAGAUGUAGCUACCCAGCUUUGAGGUGGCCAGCGUGACAUUUGAAGAGAUGGAGGAAGUGAAUCAAAAGUCUAAAAAUACUAAGGCUGACCAUGACACAUUAAAAAAGAAGCCAAAUGUGGAAAGCUGAAGUCUGUGUGUGUACUUGGGAGAUAGGCCCCAACCUGACUUUAAAAUACUUGGCUUGGAAAAAAUGGAAGUUAAAUAGUCAUCAAAUUUUCAGCAUGAUAGCAGUAAGUUAAAAGAUUAAUUCACUGUACAAUGGACUUGCGAGCUCAGCCACAUGUAACAGUCUUGGCAACAGAAAGCAGAGUGAGAAGGCAUUACUGCUGCUUUGCUGGGCAGCACUGAGCGGGAGUUCAGUCAAUACUUGGAUGGUGCUUGCAGUAGCAUCUUGUUAACAUGGAUUUACCAACAAACCAGGGUUUUGCCAAAAAAGGAAGUAGGUAACUGGUAUUGUCAUCGGCAGUAAUGUCUUGGUAGCCUGUGACAGUGUGGUGUUUAGAGCUUUGAAGGCGAAGCGUGUGAAUCUGCAGGAGUGCUGAAUAUUAUUGGCCAAAUAACUGUCUGAAUAUAUUUAUGUUGAUGGUAGACAUUCACACAAGGUAUCUUCAAAAUCUAUUUACAGUUUUAAUAUGUGUACUGUAUUUUGCUGAGGGGAACACAUUUUCUGUUUCUCGCUCUGCAAUGUUCUGUACACUUUAUAUUGUGGAACCUUCACAUUUCCUUAAAGUUGGUGCCUGUUAAUUUAAGAUAAGGAAAUGUCUUGACACUCGUAGCUUAUCGAUAGCACAGUCUAACUUUGCAUCAUUUAAAAAUCUUAAACUCUCACUGCCAGAUUCAGACUCAGAAUAACAUUUACUAAAGCUAAUUAAAGUUUAAUAAGUUUAAUAAAUGUGAUUGUUACGGACAAAAAAAAAAAAAUCAUUAAAGCGUGGUUGAAAAUUGUUAAGUUCCAAUCAGGUCACAUAAUAAAUUGAUGAUACUUUUCACUUCCAAACUAUUGCAGUUUCCUGCUGUACAGUAUUUAAUUAUGCAACAAAUGGUGCCCUUGGCAUGACAUUUCAAUUUAGAACUUCAUUUUUCCAUUUUUAAAGCUAAAGUAGGGGAAUUCAAUUAGCAUUUUGAAAGGAACACUAAAAAUGCAGCAUUUUAGCCAUGAAAUACUUUUAAGGCCUCCAUUUGAACAAUAAUUUAGCUUAGAAUCUCAUUGACCUUUUGCCUUUGGAGCUGGGAUUUUUUUCCAGUUUCUAAAAUCAGAACUGCUUUACCUCAGGCAAGCAUUUGAUAAAAUGAAUACUUUCU
Haliaeetus leucocephalus (bald eagle) is the source of this 5265-nucleotide messenger RNA. RefSeq names its product ubiquitin protein ligase E3C (gene UBE3C). Bases 30 to 3269 code for a protein of 1079 amino acids. Gene Ontology annotation, biological process: protein polyubiquitination; ubiquitin-dependent protein catabolic process. The transcript has 23 exons. The record is from RefSeq and is a predicted model, not a curated record. Gene Ontology annotation, molecular function: protein binding; ubiquitin protein ligase activity. NCBI's taxonomy places the organism in Eukaryota, Metazoa, Chordata, Aves, Accipitriformes, Accipitridae.